UUUUUUCCUCUUAUUUUUCCAGUUAUCUCUUCUCUUUAAGAGUCUCCUUUCUUUUAUUCUUCCCUAUCUUCCUCUCUUUUUUUUUCCUUUCAAACUUCUUACCCUCUCCUCUCCUGUCCCCCUUUACUCCACCUCUCUCUCUCUCUCUCUCUCUCUCUUUUCUCUUCGCUCAGUGAGUCGCAGUAAAUCCUAUUGUGAUGCUAAACUGAUUUUCAGGGGAGAGAGGGAGAGUUUGGUUUUCUGUUUGAACAGAUCUGAUCUGACCUUCCUUCAUCUUGGAGUUUCUUAUUUAUUUAUUUAUUUUUUAAUCACUUUCUCCUCUCAGUAAACUUUUUAAAUCUUCACCCCCGGACCUCCAGCGGGUGCUCUCUCCGGGUGUAGUUGGAGCCUGUCCGCCGGAGGAUCAGCCGCCCUCCGCGCUUCAGGAAUGCACUUUGCAGGAAGCACGGCUCGUUGCUCGGACACCUCCUGCCUUCCUCCUCCUCCUCUUCUUCUUUUCUUUGCCCCUUAACGAGGAGUUAUAAAUGAAUGAGGGAAAUGCGCUCGUGAAGGAGAGAUCGUUUUCUUCCGGGCCGCAGCCGGGCUGAGGAGCAGAGGAGCCCGGAGUGAGCGCUCUCUCUCUCCCCCCCGGCCGGGCAUGGAGAGCGGCGGCGGCGGCGGCGGCGGUGGUGGUGGAGGUGGUGGAAGAGCUGGCGGCGGCCGGGCGGGGAUCCAGCAGGCGGCGGGCGGAGGUGGAGGAGGAGGCGGCUGGGUGCUGGUGGAGGCCCAGCUGCAGGGAGGAGCGCCGUGGGGCUUCACCCUGCAGGGCGGCCUGGAGCACGGAGAGCCGCUCAUCAUCUCCAAGGUGGAGGAGGGUGGGAAGGCCGACAGUCUGGAGCAGCCUCUUCUGGUGGGAGAUGAGAUUAUCAUCAUCAACGACGUGGAGCUGACCGGGUACAGACAGGAGGCCAUCGCUCUGGUCAAAGGAUCGUACAAGACUCUGAAGCUCGCCGUCCGCAGGGAGUUUGAUCCAGGAUACAUCACAGAGUUUGAUACAUCACCUCCAUCGCUCCCCGCUCUUUCUCCUCCUUCUCCACCUCCUCCUCCGUCUUCUUCUCCAUCGCCACAACAACAACAAACGCCAUCGUCGUCCCACCACAGCAGACCAUGUUCAGCUGGAGGAGUCCAGCUACGCAUCAAGAACAGACGCAGUGAGUCGGCGUCUCGUCCUCACUCGUGGCAUUCGACGAAGCUCGGCGAAAGUCAGCCGGAGCUGCAGCAGGAUGAGAUGGACACGAUGAGCAGCACCUGGCACCACAGCUACCACGCCAGCGCCUCGACCACCGACCUCUCCGGCGGCUUCGACUCCGGCGGCAGCUACCUGAGGAAGAGUCCGGACCAGUACAGCUCCAGGGGCAGCAUGGAGAGCCUGGACCAUCCCCAGUCAUCCCAGCUUCACUCUGGACCCCAGCACCACCACCACCACGGUGGACCCCACCCCGCCUACUCCUCCUGCCACCAGCUGUCCUCCGCCAGGUCCUCCAACAGCAUCGACCACCUCCACAGCAAACGAGACUCUGCCUACUCCUCCUUCUCCACCAGCUCCAGUAUCCCAGAGUACCUUGCCUCCACCCCCUCCUUCAGCCCCGAGCGCUCCUACUCACUGGAGACCGUCCCUCAGAGAGGAGGGGGAAGCGGCGAGAUGCAGCAGGCCGACAUACGCUACAUCCGGACGGUUUACGACGCCCAGCAGGGGAUGUCUCAAGAGCACGAGUUAAGCUCCACCUCCGCUGCGCUGCUACGCAACUCUGACUCCAGAGGAGGCGGAGGAGCGAGGCCGGGGCUGAGCAGAGAUCUGCAAGGUUCAUUGGGCGGAGUCUGUUACCGUGGCAGCAGCAGCGGGAGCAGCAGCAGCAGCGGCAGCAGUGGUGGCGGCGUGCCAGCUUCUAACAGACACAGCGUGGGUCCGAUAUGGGGCCAGGCUGCCAGCCGCAGCUCCUACGAAAGCCUGAAGGGGGCGCCAGCUCCACCGAGGCGCAGCGACAGCUACGCAGCCAUCAGGAACCACGAGAGACCAAACUCCUGGUCCAGUCUAGAGCACGCACGAUCUCUUCGGUCUCUGCAGAAAGGUUCCUGGCAUCACUCCAGUGGCCCUGUGGCUUCAGGUCCAGGUAAAGGUUCAUACGGCAUAGAGGGUCAGCUCCACACAGUGAUAGAGAAGAGUCCAGAGAGCAGCCCAACCACGAAACCUCGGCAGGGCGGAGGCUUUCCACAGCCCACUUCACCUCCGGAACCCUCCUCCGGACCUGCGGGCCCCACCCCUCAAUCCGGUCGGCUCAUUCUCCCUACGGGCGUUUACCCUGUCCCCCAGCCUGAACCCCACUACGCUCAGAUGCCCAGCUCCAACACCGGGCCAGGCUCCUCCACGGUCUACCCUGCCCUCGCCAAGGAGAACAGCCGACAGCAGCACCAGGGUCUGCAGGGAAUCGGAGGGAGGGAUGAAGGAGUGAUGGAGGGGCAGAAGGAUGGAAGGAUAUCGGCUACAGAAAACGGACACCAAAAUAACAUUUCUUCUUCAUCGUACCCACAAUCCUCUUAUUCAACUUCUGGUUCCUCACAGCUCAGGACUCAAACACACGAGGCAGACAGGCCUCAACAGGAAGAGUCUCAUCCUGGACAAUACAAACCCCACCUGAAAACGUCUGGAGGGCGAACAGAGGGUCAGACGGUGGCCCAGAGACCCCAAAACCACCAGGAACCUCACAGUCAGAGCUUCCAUGCUCACAAAAGGCAGGGAUCCCAUGGCCAAGUGUUCCAGGAACAGAACCAAGAUUUCCAUGUUCCCCACGUCCAGUCGGCCCCUGGAUCCAGGCCUCAGUCCUCACAUGAGUGGAGGGACCUCUACACACCUGUCCAGCCCAGGGGAGAUAGGAGCAGAUCAGUGGACCACACCAACAUUCAUUCAGACUCCGUGGCAUUCUCUAGGCCCGCCCAAGGACAGGCACCCCCUACCCACUCACCUGCUCACCCUCAGCCUCAGGCCCCACCCGCCUCCCAGACGUCCCCCCGCCACCUCAGUGACUCAGCAGCUCUGCAGUACCAGCACUGGGACCACAGAGACAAAGACAGAGAACACCCUCUGACCCGUCUGGAGAUCGCCCUUGCCGAAGUCCAGCGGUGCGCCAGCCCUGACAGUGUCUUCUCCGCCACUGGCCACGGCAACAGUAGCUCUGCUGAUGGCAGCCAGGGGCCUUCACGCAGCCUCUCCGUCUUGGAAAAAGUCAGUCGUUUUGAGCGCCGGGAACGUGGUGGAAAGCAGCGUAGUCACAGCACGAACAAUAAAGCCACCCAUCUUCGGAAUCAGACAACAGAGAAAGGCCGGAGUGCUCCCUGUGGAGCAGAUGACCUGAGAAACAUGUUGGAGAGAAGCACCAAUGGGACCAAAGCCCACAGAACCAUGAGCUACAGAGGAGGUAGCAGCGACCACAUGAAAUACAGGACCCCAGCAGAUCCAAAUUCAGCUCUCCAGAGGAGUCGCAGCAGCUACCAGCUGGACCAAUCCAGGGAGGGUGACAGCAGCAAAGACUUCCCCCGGAGGCAGGACAUCCAGGAAAUACUGGGCUCCAUGCAGGACACGUCCUUCAACAGAUCUUACAGGGACUCUUUGAAAGACGCCCAGUCUAAGGUCCUGCGGUCCACCUCCUUCAGACGGAGAGACCUCAGCUCCUCAGUCAGCUCUCCUGCAGCUCCUCCUCCUGCGUCCUCCUCCGGCAGCCAUCAGCCUCCACCCGUCCCUGCCAAGUACCACUCCCUGGAGAAAAAAGGUCCCAAAACGAUGCCCAAACCACAGGGCAUCAUCAUCACGCCACAGUCGCCACCAUCAAUCACCUCCCCUCACACCCCGAAGGAGCGACACAUCGUUAGCCCUGAGGUCCGAGGCCCGAGUCCCCCAGCUCUCCCCAGUGUCCCACCGGUUGGACCUCCUGCUCGGAUCUGUGGCCGCAAGCGUCUGACGGCGGACCAGAAGAAGCGCUCAUACUCAGAGCCAGAGAACAUGAACGAGGUUGGGCUUUCGGACAAUGAGACUGCUGCCCUCUUCAGGCGUGGAGGAGAGACCAGCGUGGCCGACCGGCGUAAGAUGUUUGAACUUGCGGCGAGUCGUGUCGGAGGCGGGGCUCCUCAAAACGCCACGUCAAGGCCUGAGCUACGACAGCUUCAACAAGAUGCUCUGGCCGAGUACAUGGAGAGGAAGAGAGGCGUCAUAAGAGACAAGGGAGGACAGAGGGGACCGAGGCCUCGCAGCGCUUAUCUACAACCUGACAACAGCAACCAUAUGGCCUCCGCCUGUUACUCAGAUACCUUCAGCCUCUCCUCCGCCUCCAGCUUGCUCUCCCUCCAGGACUCCGGCCCAGAGGAGAGGCGUCUCUGCUCCACCCUUCCUCAUGGAUCCGACCUGCGAAACCACCAGUCCAACCUCUUCUACCCGGGCAGGGUGACGACUCCAAGGCCUCCAGCGCAGCUGCCACACAGUGCUUCUCCUGGCUCCUCUACUGAGCCCCAGACCCACAUCCUCCAGGAUCUCGCCCCUGAAGCAGGUCUCAGCAGACAGAGCCAGUCUUCGAGCAGAGACCCAGGGCUGGGCCACCAGCACCAGGCCGCAGAACCUCAGCUCAGCCUGGGGUUGUCCAAGCAGCUCAACGGGGCUCUGCAGAGAGCCGGGUCAGCUCUGAGCUCCUCGAAGUCGGCCUCUGCUGAGGAUCUCCUGGAGCGAUCUGAGGAGAGGCAAAUGACUCCUCAGCACUACCGCUCCCGCUCCUCCCCCACUGUGGAGACUCUGAACCAGGACUUCCCUCCAGGUGACGUCAGGCUGUUUGGCGUCUUCAUCUCUGAACCUGGACGCUGCGCUCUGGCUGCAGACAGACCUGCAGACAUCCAGGUGUCAAGGGGCGUAGUCUCUCCUCAACCAUCCCAGAACAGUUUGAAUACCGUCCAGCCUGCAGGACCGUCUCAAGACCCAGGCUCCUCCUAUACUCCCGUCACUCGUAGAGAGCGACAGAAGAACACUGAACGCCAGCGAGCCCACAGCACCUCCACCUUGGCGGCCUCCGUUGGCCUGCCCUGCCCCUUCUUCCCGCCUGGGACUCAGGAUGGAGGCGGCACUGAGUGGCAAGCUAGCGAGAGGCUGAGCCUGGCCAACCUGGAUGCCAUCACCUUCCCAGGCAUCCCGCAAACAGGCAAUGAGGGUGGCACUGAGGAUGGUGGCAAGGAUGCUGCCGUUAACGCUGCUGGCUUCGAUGAAACUCUGGUGAUGGACAGACAGGCAAGACGCAGUAAGAGUGACGCCAGCAUUUUAGAAGACGCUGAGAAGGACGUUUACAGAGGGAGAGCCUACAGUUUGGAGACAAGAGAAAGGCAUGAAAAUGCCAAACUAGUUUCACCAACAUCCCUGUCCCAUUUCCAGUUUGCAACCCCACCAAACAGGAAGGACAGUGGGAACAGCGUGUCAUCGCCUUCCCCAACCUCCCAUCCGUCCAUCCGCCACCUGUCCUCACUGCGAAUUUCUGAGUCCAGCCCCUUCUUCACCUACACUGACCAGCAGCAACUGUUACAACCCUCCACAGGCCAAUCGCAGGAGGACUUUGAUGAGGUAUUCCUUCAAAAUCCUGCCCCUCCAUCACCUCCUCUACCAAUCAAAGAGACAAGCAUCAUGGAAGACUUCCCUCCUCUUCCUCCUCCUCCCCUGGAGUUGGAGCAAGAAACUGGAGACCAAUCUCUUGGAAGUUCGGAAUUCUUAAACAACUCCAGCAUUCCCACUAGAAAGUCGUCCCUUCCCUCCCCUCCAACGUCCCCUUCAUCCUCUGUCCCCCCUCCACCUUUACCUCCCACCAUCACCACAUCUACUACAACUGAGGACAGCCUAGGUCUUGAGUAUCAGCCCAUCCCCAAGAGGGAAAAGACAUCUGAGGAGCUGCAAGUGGAGGCACUUGCCCGGCAGCUGGUGUUGCAGGACCGUUCUCUGGUGCCCCUCCUGGACACAUGGGGGGCUAAAUCCACUGUUGAACUUAUGGAGGAGAUCUUUCCAAACAGCAAAUUAGUUGAUAAAUCACAAUGGCAGCAGAGGGGCAAUGGUCAAUUGGAUGACAGGAUCCAAGAUGGCAUCUGCGAUUCUGCUCCAAGGGUGGCGACGGAUGGAACGAUGGAGACAAAUCUGGAUGAGGAUGACAAAGACCUCAACACCAGGAAGGUGGAGCUGUGUGAGGCUCUGAGGAGCAGCGUGGAGGCUCUGCGGCAGGAGAAGGAGGUGCUGUGUGAGGAGCAGAGGUGUCACCAGGCACUUGGAGCGAGCAUCGAGACAGUGGUACAGGAACACCUCAAAACCAACGAGAGGGACAAGUACAGCAUGUUCAUCGGAGAUCUGGAGAAAAUCGUAAACCUGCUGCUGUCUCUGUGCAGCCGGCUGUCGAGGAUCGACAGGUCUCUGCUCGCUCUGGAAAGAGAAGAGCUGACACAGGAGGACACAGCAGAGGAGAAGAUUUCCCUCCAUCACAAACGCUCCCUGCUCCUCCGUCAAACCGAAGAUGCCUGGGAGCUGAAGGAGAACUUGGACCGGAGGCAGCGGGUGGUCCACGGCAUCCUGUCCGGCUACCUCACCGAACCGCAGCUCCAGGACUACCGUCACUUCGUCAGCACCAAACCCUCCCUCCUGAUUCGCCGACGGCACCUGGACGACCUCAUACGACAGGGGGAGGAGCAGCUGACGUGGCUGGCUGAGAGCCUGCCGGCGGAGCUGGCCGAGGCCCAUGGUUGGUCCAGAGCUGGUCCGUUCUCGGGCCCAUUGCCCUGCUCCUCUCCGUUUCCACCACUGCUUUCGCAAUCUGUGAUUCCAAGUCCCGCCCACUCUGUCAGGUCCACCACUGUGACAUCGCUGUGAUGUCACGGACACAGGAAAUGAAAAAGAGACGAUUGGAUCCUUAAACUCUCAGAGCUUGAGUGAUGCUCUAAACUGAAAGUGUUUUAUAUGAAGGAGGAGAGGGCCUGAAGCAGGCUCCUGUUCACACUGAAACUAUGCAGGAUUCACACAUGAAGAAGAAAAGCCUUUAAUGUGCCUCGUUAUCAUUCACACCUGACUGUACAUUACACCUUUGUUCACCUCAUCAUCAGCAAUCAGCGCUGUGCGGACUCAGACCAACUGCUGCCAAUGUUUCCAACCAUCUUCUGCUCUGUAAGGUGAUUUUUUAAAAAAGACUAUCAGGUGUUUUUAAGUCGGAAGAUCCCAAGAAAGUUCAUUGUCAAAUGCUUUAAAGGACAAUUCUAGUGUUGCUGGUUAUUACCUGCUGUUUUCCAGCUCUUAUCAUGUUGAUUUGUUUGCUUUCAGUGUCUAAAUAUUCCUCUCAGUAAAGACAAGAGCCGUGCUGUAAAGCUGUAAAAAUACAAGUCAGCUUUAACUUCUGUUUUUAUAACCAAGGACCACAGUGGUAGCACCGGCUCUGAGAACUGCUCCACUGAAGAAAUGAAGGCAGGGUCCCAGUCACACUGGAAUUGUCCUGAAACAACCCUGACGGUGCUUUCAGGAACUUCGAACAUUCAGACGUUCCUCCACAAAGCUCUUUAUUUCUAAUGACGUGAGCAGGUGUGUCAUCUCUCAAAGACAAAAUAGCAUCAUCUGUAAAAUAUCGUCACCGGACCUGCUCAGCUCUCGCACAUGUACAGUCGACACACAAAUAUACGUUAACACCAAAAUUGGAGGGACGCUGCGACAAACGACUCUGUACACGGAUCUUGAAGGGGAACCACUUUGAGAAAAACUGUUAUGAUCACUGUCACAUCAAACUGUAACACUACUACUGCCACUACUGUCUGUGUGUCUGGAGCUUGUAGCACUUGUAGCAGUUUGACUAGAAUGCAGCAGAAUUUACACUGAACCAUAAAAACUGUUGCCGCUUACUCCUCUUUAAAAAAAAAAAAAAACGUUUCCUGUGGUUAAACAUUUGAUGAGUUCAAUUUUGGAUUUGAAGUUUAGUUUGAUCAAAAAUUUGUGAUUUUUGUUUUCUCGUAAAUUUACAGUUUUAAUUGUGGAAAUUCUGAGUUUUUACUUGGAAUAUUACCCCCCUACCCUGCUAUGUAAUUUACCUACAAUGGCCCUGAUACAUUCGUCUCUACUUGAAAGUUUUAAUCAGUAAAAAUAUCAGCACUUUGUCAAAUUGCGAUCACUGACGUCGGUCUCUUCAGCCCAAUCACAGAUAACCCUGAUGACAUCAGUGUGACAUCAUCAAAAGACACUAUUUUCACAGGCUCAGUAGCAUUAACCACGACAGGAUGGAGCGCCAUGCUAUUGUUAUUUAAACUGUCAAAACAAAACAACAAAUGUUUCUGUUGCCACAACCAUGAAGUAUUUAUUUAUGCCUAAAUCAUAAAUGUUGCAGACAAAGUGAAGUAAACAGGAAAUGGAGGAAAGAUGCAACUCAUGAGUCAAAAAUAUUAAAACAGUAGUUAAUUAAAAAUGUAAAAUGUUGCACCACUUUUGUUUCUCUGUUAAGUCACAAUCAUAAAAUGUAAUUUCUCAUUUUCACAACAUUUGUUUUUUUUUUUUCUUCUUGUCAUUUUACUUUCAUUUAAUUGUUCACUUUUGUCCCUCUGGGCUUCCAUAGUUUUUGAUGGAUCGCACUCUUCCACUCUGGGUCAACUCUUUCAGCUGCCAAUGAAAGAUCAGGUUUAUACAAAACUUUUGCCAUGUAGCAGGUGCCAUUUUCAGUUCAUUUUAUCUGGGGACUCCAAAUGUCACAAAGCAUAUUUCUUCUACAGGGUCAGUAUUUAUUGUGUAACUAACAGCUGCAGCAGUGUGUGGUGUCUAAACGACAGCUAAAGUACUGAUCAGUAGAAGUUGUUUGUACCUGUUUUCACUCAGCACCUUUUUAAAUACUCUCCAAACAUUACAGCAGCACACGAUCUGCCUUACGUCCUCAUCAAUAACCCAGAUUUUACUGUUGAUUAUUGUCUGUUUGUUUUAUUUUCAGAGGCACAACAGAAUAUCUCAGACAUUUUUCUGUUUAUCGUUGAAUUAAAUUCAAUGUUUGCUUUGAAAAAAAAAAGACGAUUGGAAAACAGCUCCUGUUUUUUUGCAAAAUAAAUAUAUUUUGUAAAUGCU
Molecule: messenger RNA, 9124 nt
Organism: Lates calcarifer (barramundi perch)
Lineage: Eukaryota; Metazoa; Chordata; Actinopteri; Centropomidae
Gene: shroom3
Product: shroom family member 3
Biological process (GO): actin filament organization
Cellular component (GO): cortical actin cytoskeleton; apical junction complex; adherens junction
Molecular function (GO): actin filament binding
Source: RefSeq, a predicted model, not a curated record